UGCACAUCCGCUUCCGCUGAAGUCGUGUCUAUGUGACCGGGUUACAAAUGACCGAUUAUGUAGGCUACAUAGCGGAGAUGCCCAGACCAUCACCACCAUCACCGCUUCCUCCUCCUGCUGCUGUUCCUGCUCCUGAAGCCUGGUGCCGGUGUGUGUUCACCUUCAGCGCGUCACAGCGCGCGGACACCGGAGAUCAGCUCGACAUGACGACAAACAGCCUCACACACCUGGAGGAAAUACGCACCCCGUUUCGGAUGAAAAAAAAACCCCUAUUAGCACUUUGCACCUUCGGAGUUUAUGGAUUCGUUCCGACGUUUAAGAGAGGAAGUUUAAUAAGUCUCUCAGCUCGCAUCUGAUUAAAAAUAAACAGAGGAAAUGAUGAUAAAGUGAGGACGUGACACGUUCGGAUCGCAUUUGAACAGAACGCAUCGAAGAUGACGCGCAGUCUCCUGGACGCUUAAGUUUGAUUCCUGUCGCUGUGAGCGCCUGCAUGCCGCAUAGACACCGGCUCAGCGUGCUUCUGUGUGUGUGUGUGUGUGUGUGUGUGUGUGUGUGUGUGUGUAACAGGGGCGUGUUACAGCUGCAUAUUGCGUAACUACAGUUCCAAGACUUUUUUCUCGGUCUUCUCAGCCUCCUAGUUUCACGCCGGUGGAUGCUCACGUGCAGGAGCAGGACAUACAGUACAAAUACACACUGACAUCAUGUCACUGCUCCAUCCAGACUGGUAGCUGGGAUGUUAUUCAUUGCAGAGACUGUAGUGUGAAACCGAAAGUUGAUGCUCGGGACCCCUGAUAAUGAUGAUGAUGCACAUGCAGAGGCCUGUCGCCUGCACACCUUCUCUGCUUGUGCUCUAGGAUGUUGCGGCAAGCGGUGCAAGAGGGGCUGCGGGCGUCCUUCCACAAGCUGGGCCACUUUGUCGCCAACCACCCAGUGUUCUUUGCCUCGGCGCCCGUGCUCCUCUCAGUGCUGCUCGGUGCCAGUUUCAGUAGGUACCGCAUUGAGGAGGAAGUGGAGCAUCUGCUCGCCCCCAAACACAGCCUGGCGAAGAUUGAGGGCAACCUGGUGGACAGCCUGUUCCCCAUUAACCGCUCCAAACACACGCUCUACUCAGACCUGCAGACUCCGGGCAGGUACGGGCGGGUAAUUGUGACCUCUCGCAGGGGCAGCAUGCUCGAACCUCACCACGUUGACCUUGUCCUGAAGCUUCACAGUGCCAUCACCCACAUACAGGUUCCUAUGCUGGGCUUCAACUAUACCUUCGCUCACCUCUGCCUGCUGGACGAUAGCAAGAACUGCAUCGUAGAUGACAUCCUGCGAGUUCUGGAGGAAAUGCGAACAGCACGUACCUCCAACCGGACCGUUCUGCCACUGCGCUACCCCAUCACACAGCUCAAGGAUGGGCGAGAGGCCUACAUUGGACACCAACUUGGCGGGGUUCAGACAGUGGGCAGCGGUGGAGAAGGCGUCCGUGCAGCCCGCGCUCUCCAGCUUACGUACUACCUGCAGGUCUCCAGCGCGUUGAACGAGGUGGUGGCGGCUCGCUGGGAGCUGCUCUUUUGCCGCGAGUUGGAGAGCUUCAGCGCAGCACAUCCCGAGCUGGGGGUCUACCCGUUCACCUCGUCCUCUCUGCAGAAGGACUUUCAGAGGACGAGCCGUGUAUCUGAACGUCCGCUGCUCUUUAGCCUGGCUGCAUGCCUCUCGCUCGCUGUGCUUUGCUCUUCUAUGAGAGACUGCGUACGCACCAAACCCUGGCUGGGAAUCCUGGCGCUGGUCACAGUCAGCCUCGCGACACUCACCUCCGCCGGGAUCUUCAACCUCACUGGAGGGAAAUACAACUCGACGUACCUCGGCAUUCCUUUUAUCAUGCUAGGUCAUGGCUUGUUUGGCAUGUUUGAGAUGCUGUCUUCGUGGCGACGGACCCGUGAGGACCAGCAUGUAAAAGAGCGAGUGGCUGCUGUAUUCUCUGACUGCAUGCUUCCGUUCACAGCCAGCACCGCCCUUCACCUGGUCACCUUUGGCAUCGGCGCCAGCCCCUUCACCAACAUCGAGGCUGUGCGCCUCUUCUGCCACAUUGCCUGCAUUUCCAUCCUCUUUAACUACCUCUACAUCCUCACCUUCUAUGGGUCCAACCUGGUUUUUGCAGGUUACCUUGAAAACAACUAUCGCCACAGCCUAUUCUGCAGGCGAGUCCCCAAGCCUGAUUUACUGCAGCAAAAGCCAGCGUGGUAUCGCUUCCUGAUGUACACGCAUUACAACGAGGAAGCGUCUGAACCUGCUGACCUUCAUGUCUAUGAGAACCAUCUCCUGGUGGCCUUCAUGAAGCGCUACUAUUGUGACUGGAUCACCAACACUUAUGUCAAACCCUUUGUAGUGCUUUUUUAUUUAGUAUACAUCUCCUUUGCGUUGAUGGGCUACUUACAGGUGAGCGAAGGCUCAGAUCUCAGUAAUGUUGUCGCAACAGAGACCAGCACCAUUGCCUACACCCGGGCACAACAGCGAUACUUCAGCAGUUACAGCCCUGUAAUUGGCUUCUACAUCUAUGAAUCUAUCGAGUACUGGAACACCAGUGUGCAGGAGGACCUCCUCGAGUACACCAAAGGGUUUGAGCGGAUCUCCUGGUUCGAGAGUUACCUAAACUACCUGCAUGGUCUGAACAUCACGACCAGCCUUUCGCGCAGGAACUUCACCGAUUACCUUCGUUCAGGAUUCCUCCGCCAGCCCCGCUACCUCCAUUUUUCAGAUGACAUCAUAUUUGCCAAGCGGGCUGAUGGAGAGUUUGACGUAGUGGCUUCCCGGAUGUUCCUGGCGGCCAAGACGACAGAGAACAAGCGAGAGGAGAUGUCUAUUUUGUUAGACACACUGCGCAAACUCUCGCUGACCUCCAGGGUGAAGUUCAUAAUCUUCAACCCUUCUUUUGUGUACAUGGACCGUUAUGCAUCAUCAGUGGGUGCGCCAUUGAAGAACUCGUGCAUUGCUGCUUUGUUCUUGCUCUUUUUUUCUAGCUUCCUGGCUACAGACCCUUUGGUGAACGCCUGGAUAACUGUGACGGUGGCCUCUGUGGAAUUUGGUGUGGUGGGAUUUAUGACCCUGUGGCAAGUGGAGUUAGACUGUGUGUCGGUGCUGUGCCUCAUUUAUGGGGUGAACUAUGCCGUGGACUCGAGUGUGCCUCUAGUGUCAGCCUUUGCUCUGGGACGGGAAUCGACACGUACGCGAUGGGUGAAGGUGUCACUGGAGCGGCACGGGGUCCCUGCCCUGCAGAGCUACAUGUGUUAUGGUGCGGCGUUGUUGCCUUUAGCGGCGGUUCCGUCCAACCUUACUCACACACUAUUCAGGUGUUUUUUCCUCACUGCCCUCAUCACUGCUUUCCACUGCCUUGCUAUCCUUCCAGUCCUUCUGACAUUCUUGCCUCCAUCCAAGAAAAAGCGAAGGGAAAGGAAAAACAUGGCUGAGCACCGAGAAGAGAUCGAAUGCGUCGAGAUGGCAGACAGCACCCGAGUGGUCGAUCAGAUUACCACCGUCUGAACAA
Tachysurus vachellii is the source of this 3526-nucleotide messenger RNA. RefSeq names its product patched domain containing 1 (gene ptchd1). The record is from RefSeq and is a predicted model, not a curated record. Lineage: Eukaryota; Metazoa; Chordata; Actinopteri; Siluriformes; Bagridae. Gene Ontology annotation, biological process: cognition; chemical synaptic transmission. The transcript has 3 exons. Bases 856 to 3522 code for a protein of 888 amino acids. Gene Ontology annotation, cellular component: plasma membrane; synapse.